Messenger RNA from Hibiscus syriacus, 397 nucleotides. RefSeq lists its product as uncharacterized. The record is from RefSeq and is a predicted model, not a curated record. The coding region runs from base 25 to 327 and encodes 100 amino acids. Lineage: Eukaryota; Viridiplantae; Streptophyta; Magnoliopsida; Malvales; Malvaceae. The transcript has a single exon.
UUUGAUUUCUUAUUGCUUAUAGCAAUGACGCCAAUGGACAUCCAACAAAAGCUGAACCAAUACAGGUAUCAUUUCAUCGUAACGAUUCUCGUCUCGUCGAUCGUCGCCGUUCUAUCGUAUGCGGCCCCGAGUCUGCUCACCGUUCUGGCCUACUUUUGGCCUCUUUUUGCUUCUACGACCGUGUUGUUGUUGGUGAUUGUGGUUUUCGGUGGUGCUUCGCAGCUAACGACUGAAGAUCACGGUGAAAAAGCCGGCGAAGGACUGCUGGACUAUGUUGCGGCUGCCCGGCCGGAGCAUAUGGAUGAGGAACCUCGGAGAUUUGAUUGAACGACAAAGACAUGGUCCGGCCUCGUUUGCAUUGCCUGAUACAAAAUCCGUAAUUCUUCUUUAACUUUCC